Physella acuta is the source of this 1240-nucleotide messenger RNA. RefSeq lists its product as uncharacterized. NCBI's taxonomy places the organism in Eukaryota, Metazoa, Mollusca, Gastropoda, Physidae. The record is from RefSeq and is a predicted model, not a curated record.
GAAAUAGUCCAACGAGCUCUGUAUGGGGAAUGUUACAAGAUUGAGUCCGAUCGGCCCAUCCAGGUAAUGUUCGUUGAGAGGUCAGCCUGCUUCGUUGGUGGUGACGAUGAACAUGCUGGUGAGGUCGGAGAUCCGGCAACAUGUUUGAUUAUACCGAACGCUUUGUUUUACGAUAUGUAUGUAUUCAGUACACCAGACACGACCAGGACUAAAUCCACACACUACAUGACACUAGUCAUUGAGGAACCAUACUUGGAUAUUUUGAGGUUCGAUGAUCAACCGAUACAGCUAGAUGAGAACAUUCCGUGGAAGUACGUGUUCGGUAUGAUGGCGUGGAAAGUGGGAUCUGUGAAAGUCACCAGCGGCACCCACUCCCUGCAGGGGAUCCGCUUGUUCUACUUCGGCUGCUACCUCUAUGGCUACAACCAGGGUUAUGGCUACAUGCAUCCUGCAGGCUUCAUGGCGUCAUCUAUAGAUGUAGACACUUGUGAAGUUACCAACGCUGAUAUGGUACGGGGUGACAUCAUUGACAACGAUUGUGAUGGACGAGUGGAUGAAGAAUAUUUAGAUGGCUGGGACAAUGACCACGAUGGGUAUAUCGAUGAGGACCUCGCUAAACCAAAUAGAGUCAAUGGCGGCUGGCAAGCCUGGCGUGCUUGGACGUGUACACAGAACUGCAAGAGUACAGACAUGGAGCGUGUCAGGCGCUGCGUCAACCCCCGUCCCGUCAACUUUGGGUCAAAUUGUCUAGGGAAGGAGAACGAAACUAAGUCGUCGAAUUGUUGGGUUAGGAAAAGAUGUCCUACAACAUGUCCUAAGAUGAGUUACGGAGCCGAGUGUGCCCACACCUGCUCCAACUGCGUCAACGACUGCAACAAGUUCAACGGCUCCUGCUUAAAGAGAUGCAUCCCAGGAUAUCAGGAUCUGGAGGAGGGGUGCACGACCCCCUGCAGCUCCGGGUGGUACGGGGACCAAUGUAAACUAAGCUGUGAGGAGAAGUGUGGGGGCGAAUGUGCGGACCCGGUGGAAGGCGAUUGUCCAAUACGGUACUGGCUGAUACUCAUGAUUGUGGUCACAGUCCUUGGUGUGGUUGGCGGUGGUUAUUACUAUUGGAGAUGGAGACAAGAAUAUAGGGGUUCUGGAUCUUCUAUGUUCACCUAUGCAUAGAAUUCUGAAACGAGCUGAUGAAUGAUUUUCGCUGAAAUAAAUCCAUGUCGAGAAAUCUAUAUUUCACGAUCCC